AUGUUAAGAUCAACACUUUCAAAUUGGAGAGAAUAUCUAACGCCAAUAUCGCAUACUUCGACUUUUGAGACCUCUGGCCAGUUGACACCGGAAGAAUUUGUGAAGGCAGGAGACUAUUUGGUUCAUAUGUUUCCAACGUGGAAAUGGAACGGCAACGAUUUUCAGAACGUCCAUCAUAAAGAUUUCUUACCGAACGAUAAGCAAUUUCUUGUUACCAAGAAGGUGCCUUGUAAGUUACGAGCCAAUAACUAUCUUGAAUUGGAUGACACAGAAACGAAAGAUGUCGGAGACGGAUGGGCUUUACAGGAAGAACACAGCCAAGAUAGUGAAAGGAAGAGUACAAACAACGCGGACGAUUCUGAGUUACCGGAAGAGCUAGAAGAGUUGCAUAUUGUCGACGAUGGGGAUGAUGAGGAGUACGAUGACCAGUUGUACGAUAACGAGUUUGCAGAUGAUGACAUCGUCGAUAUUAGACCUUCCACCUUAAGAUUCUACGACUUAUAUAUAACGUACUCGACCUCGUAUCGUGUACCAAAGAUGUACUUAUGUGGGUAUGAUAAUGAUGGAACGCCGCUAUCCCCGGAUCAGAUGUUUGAAGAUAUAGCAGCAGAUUAUCGAUCCAAGACAGCAACUAUCGAGCCACUCCCCUUUUUGAAGGGGAAUAAUAUUUCCGUAUCAAUACAUCCAUGUAAGCACGCAAACGUCAUGAAGGUACUUAUGGAGAAAGUACGGAGUUCAAGAAGCCGUGCGAGGAAAGUCGAUCCCCAGACAACCGAUGAGGACUGGGAAGAUUUACAAUCCGAUGUUGAUGAUGGCUUGCGGGUCGAUCAAUACCUAGUCGUAUUCCUAAAGUUCAUAACCAGUGUAACACCAGGCAUAGAACAUGACUACACCAUGGAAGGCUGGUAG
Kluyveromyces lactis is the source of this 909-nucleotide messenger RNA. It is a transcript of the gene ATG3, whose product is annotated as Atg3p. Gene Ontology annotation, biological process: autophagosome assembly; autophagy of mitochondrion; nucleophagy. Gene Ontology annotation, molecular function: Atg8-family ligase activity. Lineage: Eukaryota; Fungi; Ascomycota; Saccharomycetes; Saccharomycetales; Saccharomycetaceae. The record is from RefSeq and is a predicted model, not a curated record. The transcript has a single exon. The coding region runs from base 1 to 909 and encodes 302 amino acids. Gene Ontology annotation, cellular component: cytoplasmic ubiquitin ligase complex; cytosol.